CAACUUCUUUUAUGUCGUGUGGUCCUUGGUAAGCCAUUUUACCAGUUUUCAGCCGUCAAGAUGGCGCACGCACCUCCCGGUCAUCAUUCAGUUAUAGGACGUCCCAGCUCAGAAGGGCUGUCGUUUGCCGAAUACGUGGUGUAUAGAGGGGAACAGGUAUGUCUUGCUUUUUAGUCAAGAGCUGUGUUUUCUUUUCUCGUUGCACUUGUGGCUGUCGUUUAAGAGAAUGCUAGGAGCGUCGUUGUUUGCAAUCAUCCUGGCUCAGAUAAGAACUAGAUGGAUUUGAAGAGAAAAGGCGGACUGCAAGCAGUCUACAAUCGAUUAUAUUGGGUGCGACUUUGGCAUACAUUUUUGGGCCAGAAUGACAAAAGCUAAAUUUGCAUGCAACAGAAUCUUCAUACCGUCCAACCUCUGCACCAUGAGGCUUGCUAAUUUGUGGACGUAUCAAAGCCGUCUUUCGUGAGAAAUUCGUAGUUACCUUUAUUUUUGAGGUUUUCAGUGUUGUCCGCGGGGAACAGGCGCUCCUCUGACAUAAAGAAGCUUAAGCACAGACAUUUUGAGGGACACACAUCAACCGGAAGUGAGAUCCGAGUCCCUCUUAAUAUGCCUUGACGCUACCAAAUUUCUAUGUGUUCACUCUUAUAGAGACGAUCUGCCUUAAAAUUUGGGCAAAACCGCUGUCCAAGGGCGCAAAAAAAGCCACCUCGGUUUACGUGCGUCGCCCAGAAACGUCUUCACUUAAGCUUGUUGAUAUGAGCUAUUGAAAAAAAUGCAAAUACAGGAUUUGGUUAUAAUAAUAUAAUGCAAGUGUCUUUUUUUUUAAUCGAUGUGCUAUUUGCUUAAUUAUCUGACACACUACCUACUUGUUUCCUUUGUUGUUGUUUACAGGCGUAUCCAGAAUACCUUAUCACGUACAAGAUUGUUAAACCCUCCAACGCUGAUGCAUCUCCAUAA
Messenger RNA from Porites evermanni, 954 nucleotides. NCBI's taxonomy places the organism in Eukaryota, Metazoa, Cnidaria, Anthozoa, Scleractinia, Poritidae. The record is from the annotation of a GenBank genome assembly.